This is a messenger RNA of Prorocentrum cordatum, 2022 nucleotides long. The record is from the annotation of a GenBank genome assembly. Lineage: Eukaryota; Dinophyceae; Prorocentrales; Prorocentraceae.
AACGCCUUCCUGCUUCAUGUUUCCACCUACUUCUUCCGACCGAUGGGCAAUGUCUCAGUUCAGGACGGCUCCGACAUGUCGGCAGUGUCGAUCGUCCAGGGUCGGGUCCAAUGGCAGAGUCGUGACGUCCGCGCCCUUUGAAGGCCUGGCCCAUGCCCCCAUGCCACCAGACCAGGGCCCAGUCAUCCUCAUCCUCCUCGUCCUCCUCAUCCUCCUCCUCCACCCCCUCCUCCGUCAAAGCGAAGCCGCUCGAUGAGGGCAGGCCCCCAUAACGUCCCAGCUGGUCACCUCCGCCCAGUUGGACGCCAAGCUGAUCAUCAUGGAGAGCGCCCUCAUGAAGGAGGUAGCUUUUACUGCAGCGUCUGCAUCCUCCGCUGUCUGUGCCGAUAGUGCGGAGGUCGUUGGCCCAGAUUCCUGGAGCCGCUUCCUGGGCCCCAGAGUGUGCAAGAGACCCAGGCAUGCUUCGACGGGACCAUCGUGUACGACAUAUCCUGUCCCACCAGCACGUGCUGGACCUGAGCGUCGUAGUCACUCUCCUCUUCGAGACGGUGGUGAAGCCGGUGACCGCUGCAAGACCUGGAUCCGGGGAUUCACCAGGAAGCUGCCGAGCCGUGUUUUCGUGAACCACUGUGAGUUGCUCAAGGCAGCUGCAGGGUCGUUGCUCGAUGGUGCAGUCCCCCAGCGCGAGAGCUACAAGUACUGUUACAACAUCCACUUUCAGUCUGUGGAGGCGGCCAGGACGUUUUUCAGCUGAGGCAAGAAUGCAGGAUCGGCUGUCCAUCUCCUGUGGGAGGACCCUAAGUUUGGCCAAGUCAUGCCACUUCGAGUUGGAUCGGAUCAACCUCGCCACGUUCGACAUACAAGUUUCGCUCUUGGCAAUUGCUGGGAGAUGAUGCGUGCCAUUUUUGACAAGCAUGGCAAGUGGAAGGAGUCCUUUCGGCUUUGCGCCAACCCACAAACUGGCACGCUUCACCUGACCUGCUCUGAUGAUGCGCAGACCUACGAUUUGGUCAAGAUGGCAAGUGUGCUGACACAGGAGGUAGCAAGGACGCAUUUACGUUCAUGGUGAUGCCAGGUGCCAAGAUGCUCGAGAUUCCCGAGCCCGCGCUGAACGCAUUCCCUGAGCUUGUCCUGAGCAAGCUCGACAAGAAACCUGCCUGACGGUCCAGACCAGUGGUGCUGAGUAUUCCUGAAGAGCGUGGGCAUCUCAUGCAUGAUGAACCUCCUCCUGGCCUGGGCUCCGUCGCUGCCGACAAAAAUAAGAGGGGCGACUCCUCAUCUACCAGUGGCUUGGGUCCUCCUCGACCAGUUCUAGCUCUACUCCUGAGUCGUCUGAGAAUACUGGGGCUGUUGGGUCCGCGCCUCGCAUCCCGUAUGGCGUGAGGAAGUACAGUCGCUCCACGUCUCCUUCCCCUGUUGCCCUACCAUCUCGCCCUGUCUUACACCCGUGCUGGCCCAUCUCGGGUACCUUUCUUGUUGAAUGUUGGAAUGAUACCGAUCUCGUUAAAAGUCUGUUGGGUAGACAUACCCGUCAGUGUAAGAAACACUUGUGGCAUGCUCGACUCUAUUCACAGAACAUUGCAAUCAUCUUACCGGAAACUCACUGGGCCAAUGACGACCUCACAACUUCAGGUAGAGAGUAUCCUAGUUUUGCAGUGCCUUUUCUCCGAUCUGUUCGCAAUGCUUGGCCUGCGUCGUGCGGGCUCCGUCAAGGUUCCGUCGAUUGUAAAUUCUGGUUUUGUGCUAUCUGCGGAGGUAAUUCCUGGCUUAAUUUAUACGACCGCUAACGCUGUGCGAGCUGCGGGGAGGCUUGGAUCCGAUGGGGUUCAGGGUCUCCUGACUGCCCGUUAUCGUGUUCUCGCGAGGCGCAGCCGCAAAGUGCGCGUGCUGCUCCCGAGGUGCCUGGCUGAAGCCUGCUAGAAUACAUGCUCGCUCGCCUGGACUCUCGCCCUCGUCUCGCCCCUUUCUUGGCUGCCUGCCCUAUUCUCGCUCCAUUCAUCGGGGGGUCGCUCUCCUCACGGG